Molecule: messenger RNA, 1235 nt
Organism: Trichobilharzia regenti
Lineage: Eukaryota; Metazoa; Platyhelminthes; Trematoda; Strigeidida; Schistosomatidae
Source: the annotation of a GenBank genome assembly
CUUAUUGGAACAUUGAAAUGUGUCCUUAGGAAAGCGCCAGAAACAUUAAUAUUUAUGCGGGAUGCAGGUUGGAACUGCUACAUCGAUUUUAAAUCCAACCUCGGAAUAUUUAAAUAGCCAAGGAACUUGGGUUACGUAUAUUUUGGUGAUCUUAGUUGUACACUUCAUCUUGCUAUGUAUACCAUUCUUUACCACGGCUGUUGUCUGGACACUAACUUGUACAAUUCAUAAUGUGGUUAUGUACCGUUUACUGCAUUGGGAAAAAGGCAGUCCGUAUGAAACAUUAGACCAAGGGGAAUCACGCGUUCUAACUCAAUGGGAACAAUUUGAUGAUGGUGAACAGUUCUCACCGACAAAGAAAUUCUUGUUAGUUGUCCCAAUUGUUUUAAGUGCUCGGUCUCAGGUUGACAUGUCUAUUGGCUUCUUGUGCAGAUGCUUCGACGAUGUCUGGGCAUUUAAUUAGUAUUUAAUUGGUGGAUGGUGACUAGCAGUGGAACCCACCAGGAUGUGCAUUUUGUCCUAUUUGGGACUCAUCAGCUGGAUGUGCGUGCAUUUCUCAAUUUUUACUCGCCAGUUUCUAUACAGAAUAUGAUCCUUUGCAUUGUCUUGUCAAUGCCUCUUCAAUGAUUAUAUUAGCUGUACUACCAAAACUUCCACAAUUCUAUAGGGUUCGUUUCUUUGGUAUUAAUCGUUGGUAAUCGUUGCAGUUUUGUAGUAGUUGUGUAAUAGGGAGUAGUAGCACUUUUAUUGUCUUGUUUGUUCAUUUGUCUGUCUGUCUGUCUGUUUGUGUGUUUUUUAGCUGUUAUUUCUUAUUUGCUAUUAUUCUUAACAUUUUAUUAUGAGUGUAUAGUGUCUUCCUUGUAUUCCAAUUUGUAUGACGUCAUAAUUGGAAUAAAUGAAUGAAUGAAUGCAAAGGUCUCCCCCCACCACCUUAAAUUAAACUGACAUUUUGUAGACCAACGUGUAUAUUCUGCUGUGUACCAACCAACCAGUCCUCGAUCUCUUUGUGAUACUAUUGUAUUCAAACACCUUUUUUAUUUUUUAAAAAAAGACUAUUUUUAAUGUUUACUAGUGGAUUCUGGAUGUGUGUGUGUGUGUGUGUAACAUGCGGUUGUUUUUAUUGUCAAAAUUACCUCUUUUUUUCAAAAGUAUGUUUGAAAAGAGCGCGCGAAUUUUGUAUACAUAUUUAUACACAAUUGUGGUUUUUUUUAUUAUUACAGUGUUGUUGUUGGUUA